AUGCAACAGUUUGCAGUCUCGUUCGAAUGUGAAGUUUCGACGAGCAAGGACGUGUCUGGAAUGUGGGCCGUCGACAGUGGUGCAACGCACCACAUUUGCCACGACAAGACCAAGUUCGCAAGUUUGGCAGAGCGCAAUGAGGGUGAACUCUUGGUGGCUGAUGGCAACAAGGUGGUCAUCAAGGGUGUGGGAACCAUAAUGGAAAAGGUGGUUCUGCCCAACGGUGAAGAGCGUGAGAUCGAAAUCAAGAACGCGCUAUAUGUUCCAAGUAUGAGCAAGAACCUGCUCUCGGUACCACAGAUUAACAGCCAUGGCAAGUUUCAAGUCGUGUUUGACGGGUCCAAGAUGUAUGUGACUCUCAAGAACUCACAGCAAGUGGUGGCGACAGUGGAUCUCGUGGAUGGACUCUACUGGCUUCGGACGACUCAACGAUCAGCGAAUGUGACAACAAGUUGUUGA
This is a messenger RNA of Peronospora matthiolae, 459 nucleotides long. The record is from the annotation of a GenBank genome assembly. Lineage: Eukaryota; Oomycota; Peronosporomycetes; Peronosporales; Peronosporaceae.